Messenger RNA from Rhopalosiphum padi (bird cherry-oat aphid), 2509 nucleotides. Its product is annotated as zinc finger MYM-type protein 1-like. NCBI's taxonomy places the organism in Eukaryota, Metazoa, Arthropoda, Insecta, Hemiptera, Aphididae. Gene Ontology annotation, molecular function: protein dimerization activity. Bases 1 to 2460 code for a protein of 819 amino acids. The transcript has 8 exons. The record is from RefSeq and is a predicted model, not a curated record.
AUGUCUUGUAAAAAAAAGAGACUUUCAUCAGGUCAAAGUAUAAUGUCAUUCUUCAAACAGAAGCCUUCUACGUCUACUGAUAUAGUUAUUGUUGAACAAGAAACAUUAAACACCAAUUCAAAUUCCGUGGCAUCACCAAAUCAAACUUUUGAUGAAGUCAUUAAAAACAUUGAAGUUAUACAUGAUAAUUACAUAACUGCAGGGUUUAAUGAAAAAAUUCAAACUGACAACUCAGAUAUGAUGGAAAUUGAAAAUAAUUUAUUGCCAAGUUCAAGUAUUGCAGUACAUGUAGAUGAUGCACCCAAAACAGAGGGGUUUAAUGACAAAAUUCAAACUGACAACUCAGAUGUGAUGGAAAUUGAAAAUAAUUUAUUGCCAAGUUCAAGUAUUGCAGUACAUGUAGAUGAUGCACCCAAAACAGAGGUAUUUGCAAAUGAUCCAGCGUCUAUACCAUUAGUUAUAUCGGAUGAAAUGUUGCAUUAUUAUAUGUCCCUUGGUCCUUGUCAGCCAAAUGCUAAUGAUUUAUUAAAUAAUACAUUUCCCAAGACAUAUGAAGAAAGUGGUCAUAUUAGAAAUGACCGAAUUGAUCUGAAACUCAUUGAAAAUGCAAAUCGUCAGGUGGCUGACAAUCGAGAACUUUUAAGACAGAUUAUUGAUGCCCUUAUUUAUAUUGGAAGACAAAAUAUAUCUUUAAGAGGUCAUCGUGAAGGCAUUGAUUCAAAUAACAGAGGAAAUUUUUUGGAAUUAAAUCGACUAACUUUUUUGUCUAAUGUCACCCAAAAUCAUUUAUUAAACAUUAUAUCAGAAGUAAUAAGAUUUAAAAUAUUAAAUGAAGUUAAAAGAUCUGGACAGUUUGCUGUGAUAAUUGAUACAACGACUGAUGUUAGUAAUUUAGAACAAUUCACAUUUAUUCUUAGGUAUGUAAACGAAGAAGGUCUUGUUCAAGAACGACUGGUUUCAUUAGUAACUGCAUCAGAUGCAACUGGACUGGGUAUGUUUGAAGUAUUUUGUGAAAUAACUAACAAAUAUAAUAUUGAGUGGAAGACACAAUUGAUAGCUCAAGCAUAUGAUGGUGCUGCAUCUAUGCAGGGACAGUAUUCUGGUUUGAAAACCAGAAUACAAAAUGAAAAUCCAAAUGCCAUAUAUAUUUGGUGUUGUGCGCAUUUAUUCAAUCUAGUAGUGGUUGAUACAUGUGACUGUUGUAUUGUCUCAAAACGUUUUUUUGGUGAUAUUGGAUGUUUUGUUGAGUUUAUGAGGGCUAGAAAACGAACAGCUAUUUUUGUUAAAUGGCAAGAACAAUUAUAUCCUAAUGAUCGUUUACGUCGAAUGAAGCGAUUUUCCACUACACGAUGGACAUCUCAUGACAGGGUAUUAAUUGUUAUUAAUGAAAAAUAUUCUGCACUAUUGGAGACAUUAGAAGAAAUUUCUGAUGCAAAUAAUUCAGACCGCGAAGCUGCCUCAACUGCUGAAAAUCUUUUAAGUAAAAUAACAUCAUUUCAAUUUAUUUUAAUGAUGUUAUUUUUUAGAAAAUUAUUUGCCAUCACGUCUGAAGUGUCAAGAUAUCUACAAUCAAAGGAAAUUGAUUUUGUGCAGGCAAUUAAUUUAAUAGAUAUUGCAAAAAAUCGUUUAAUAGAUAUGAGAACAGAACAAGACUGUAAAGAUUUAAUUGACCAGGCAAAAUUAUUUUCAAAUAAAAAUGAUCUUAAUGAAACAGAUUUUCCUCAGGUAAGACCGAGGAGAAAAAAAAUUAUGGCUGGAGAACAAGCUAGAGAUGAGCUUUUAUCUUCACCUGUAGAUAAUUUUAGGACUGGGGUUUUUUAUAGAAUUUUGGAUACAGUAAUUUCAUCUAUUGAAAAUCGAUUUUCUGAAUCUAGAAAUAUACUUAAAGAUUUUACAUUACUUUCACCUGAACGUUUAAGGUUGAUAAAGAAUGAAAACGAUUUACCUAGUGAUGCCUUUAAAGCCAUUUCCAACUGGAUUUCAAUAGAUCUCACUCAACUAAAAAUUGAAUAUGUUACAUUUAGUAAAAGUUUAGAUAAAUUGCUUAAUGGUAUGAAUAUAAACAUGAUGUAUCAAAACCUUAACAAUCAUACAAGUGAUUUUGAUUCGGAGAAUGAUAGCGAAAACAGUGAAAAUGAUGUUGAAACUUCAGAAAAUAAAAUAACUUGCCUGCAAAUCCUGAAAAUUUUAUCCAGUUAUGACCUUAGAAAUGCAUUUCCAAAUUUGUUUAAAACAUAUAAAGCACUUGGAACCAUUCCUGUAUCUUCAGCAUCUGCAGAAAGAAGCUUUUCUAAGGUAAAGCUUAUUAAGACUAGACUUCGGUCAACAACUGGUCAGAAUCGGUUGGAAAGUUUGUUAAUGUUAAGCAUGGAGAGAGAUGUGCCAAUAAAUCACCAAGAAGUUAUUGAUAAGUUUGCUCAAACAUCAACUUUGUUAAAAAAAAAUUUAAUGUUUAAAUAACAAACUUAUAUACUUUGCUGUUAUAUAUACUUAGAUAAUUUUCAUCUUA